ACCAAGAGCCAGGUGAGGGACGGGGGCACCUUGUGUCUGGUUUGGCUUCGUGCGGCCGGAGGAGCCGGGUGUGAGUUCAAAGGUGCACAACGGCGGGGUUACAGGGGACCCAGCCCAGCAGAGCCCGGCCCAGCAGAACAUGCUGCUGAAGGCUGUGCUGCUCCUCUCCCUCCUGGCUGCCUUCCCAGCGUCACCGGCCCAGGCGGGGCAGGGCGGCUUCUGGGAAUACCUGAGCCAGCUGACCGGGGACAAGGACAGCCUGGAGCGGGGCCACGGCAAGCUGGGCAAGGACAUCACGAACCUGAAGGAAAGCGUUCAGGAUGGAGUCAGCUACAUGGGAGACUUCCUGGGGAAGCUGUCACCCCUCCCCAGGGGCCCCCAGCCCCAGCUGUCCCAGGACUCGGACAGCCUGCGGAAGGUCAUCCGGAGGGAGCUGGAGAGCCUGCGGGUGAAGCUGUCCCCGUACGUGGACGAGGUGCACCACCAGGUCGGGAAGCACCUGGACGAGCUGCGGCACCAGCUGCAGCCGUUCACGGAGGAGCUGCUGGACGAGGUGUCCCUGCGGGCGCGGGAGCUCCGGCGGCAGCUGCUGCCGAGCCGGGAGGUGACGGCGCAGCUCCUGGAGGGUGCCGGCGAGCUCCAGCGCUUCAUGGCCCACUACGCCGACAAGAUCGCCUUCCACACGGAGCAGGUGAAGGACAUCUUCCACCCGUACGCCGACAGGCUGGUCACCGAGAUCCACCGCAACGUGCAGGAGCUGCACCGCUCCGUGGCCCCGCACGCCCGCGCCACCCCGGAGCAGCUCAACCAGCACAUCCAGGAGCUGUCGGCCAAGCUGACCCGCAACGCGCGGGACCUGCACCAGCAGAUCCAGAAGAACCUGGAGCAGCUGAAGGCGAAGCUGAGCCUGUACCCCGAGAGCCUCGGGGAGCCCCCGGCCCCCCCCGGCCGAUACCGGGAGGCGCUGGCUCGGGAGGUGCAGCGGCGGGUGGAGGAGUUCCGGCGGGACACCUACGUCCAGAUCCAGGCCUUCACGCGGGCGCUGGACCAGGAGACGGAGGAGAUGCGGCUGAAGCUCAGCGCCCGCCCCGACCCGGCGGAGGAGCCGCGGGACGCGCCGCCGCCGCCGCCCGUGGAGGACCUGCGGGCGCAGCUGGACGCGCUGUGGAGGGACCUGGCGCUCAGCCUGGGCGGGGAGGCGGGCGGGGAGCGGUGACGGGCGGGGAUCGCGGGCCGGGGU
This is a messenger RNA of Neopelma chrysocephalum (saffron-crested tyrant-manakin), 1240 nucleotides long. RefSeq names its product apolipoprotein A5 (gene APOA5). Gene Ontology annotation, biological process: positive regulation of lipid biosynthetic process; lipoprotein metabolic process; cholesterol homeostasis. The transcript has 4 exons. Bases 140 to 1216 code for a protein of 358 amino acids. Gene Ontology annotation, molecular function: phosphatidylcholine-sterol O-acyltransferase activator activity; phospholipid binding; cholesterol binding. The record is from RefSeq and is a predicted model, not a curated record. NCBI's taxonomy places the organism in Eukaryota, Metazoa, Chordata, Aves, Passeriformes, Pipridae. Gene Ontology annotation, cellular component: extracellular region; chylomicron; high-density lipoprotein particle.